UUCUGGAGGAGACACACACACACACACGGGAAAGGGACGGCACGCGCUCUCCGGCUCUUUCCUAUCUGUCAUCGAACAGUGAAGACAGAUGCUUUUCUAGCUGUGCCGCCUGCGUCCAGCCCGUACGCCGGAUUUCUCCUCCAUUCGGCCGAACCUGGCACUGAACCCAGCCAACCUGGGCCGGGCCGCGGGGGCUGUUCGGCGAGCCUCGUAGCUGAAGUGGACACCCGAAGAUGAGCGCCUGGAGACCCGGGAGCGGGGCUCUCUCUUCGCCGGGCGGACGUUCCGGGUCGUGGCGGUGCUGGUGGUGGUGGGUUCUGUUCAUCGGGGUGUCAGUGGGCUCUGGGGACCCGUGGAUGUCCGCGGAGGCAUGCCCGUCCUCUUGCUCUUGCAGCAGCACCAGGAUCUCGUGCGUGGAUCCGGAACGGGGCAUCAACGCGUUCCCGGUCCUGCAGAGCGAGGCGGAGAUGGAGAACAUCACCGACAUUUACAUCGCCAACCAGGGCAGCUUCUCCUCCAUCAACGACAAAGACCUGCACUACUACAAGAACCUCAGGAACCUAACUGUGACCAACAGCAGGCUAACAUAUGUGUCGAAGCUGGCCUUUCAGAAUAACAUCAAAAUACAAUACCUGAAUCUGAAAGAUAACAACCUGUCGUCACUCUCCUGGAGGAUAUUCAAACACCUCAACAUGUCUUAUCUGAUCCUGACAGGCAACCCUCUGCACUGCUCCUGUGAGAACAUGUGGAUCAAGCUGUGGUUGGGAGAGGAAGCAGACACUCAGGAGCUGCACUGCAUUGAGGACGGAGUAGGACGCAAGCUGCUGUCCAGACUGACACUACCUAACUGUGAGGUUCCCAUGGCAACGUUGAGCCCAUCCAAAGUGAGACUAAUGGAGGGGAAGCACGUGGAUCUGUCCUGUGAGACCUCCGGGGUUCCCUCACCUGAGCUGAUUUGGAACAUGGCGUUGGUCUCCAACUAUGAGAUCGAGACAUCGGGGCAGCUUUCUGUGCUACGACUGUCCAACCUGUCAUCAAUGGACCACAACAGCAAGAUAAGCUGCACAGCCGAAAACAUCGUUGGAGACAAAGAGUCCUCGCUGCUGCUGGAUAUACUUUUCCCUCCAAAAAUCCUUAAACUGAGUGAUGCAAUCAAUGACCAUCACUGGUGCAUCCCCUUCAGUAUAACAGGAAACCCGAAGCCAAAGCUGCAGUGGUUUCUGGACGAUAAAGCAGUGACGGAGGGGCCAUUCAUCGAGACUAAGAUUCACGACAUCACAGACAGGGAAUACCACGGCUGCCUGCAGCUGGACAGCCCCACGCACCUCAACAAUGGCCGCUACAGGCUCUUGAUCAAAAACGAAUAUGGGUCAGACGAAAAGGAGGUGGAAGCUCACUUCAUGCGCAAGCCCUGGGAUGGAACGGAUAAGGAGCCGUACUAUUAUGUUGGUGAGGAUCUAAUCACAGAGGGCCCCCCUGUAGAGCCCCCUGAAGACAGAGUCGCCGUGUACGUGGUCGUGGGCAUUGCUGCUGUCGCCUUCACCGGUUUCCUUCUGAUGUUGGUUAUUCUGAAGUUUGGUGGGAACUCCAAGUUUGGCAUCAAAGGAUCAUCUUCGGUGAUCAGUAACGACGACGACUCGGCCUCCCCUCUUCAUCACGUGUCCAAUGGAAGCAACACUCCUUCAUCCUCAGAGAUGGGCCCCGACGCGGUGAUCAUCGGCAUGACCAAGAUCCCAGUGAUAGAAAACCCCCAGUACUUCAGGAGCACCAACAGCCUGCUCAAAACUGACACGUUUGUCCAGCAUAUUAAGAGACACAACAUCGUGCUGAAGAGGGAGCUGGGAGAGGGAGCUUUUGGAAAAGUCUUCCUGGCCGAGUGUUACAACCUUUCACCUGACCAGGAGAAGAUACUGGUGGCUGUCAAGACACUCAAAGAGGCCAGUGAGAAUGCAAGGAAGGAUUUCCACCGUGAGGCUGAGCUGCUGACCAACCUUCAGCACGAACACAUUGUCACUUUCUAUGGGGUCUGCGUGGACAGCGACCCACUCAUCAUGGUGUUUGAGUACAUGAAACACGGAGACCUCAACAAGUUCCUCAGGGCUCACGGUCCGGAUGCCGUUCUGAUGGCCGAGGGCCAAACCACCCGACCUGUGGAGCUGACCCAGUCUCAGAUGCUGCACAUCGCCCAGCAAAUAGCAUCUGGCAUGGUUUACCUGGCCUCACAGCACUUUGUGCAUCGCGACCUGGCCACCAGGAAUUGCCUGGUGGGCGAGAACCUGCUGGUAAAGAUUGGAGACUUUGGCAUGUCAAGAGAUGUCUACAGCACUGACUACUACAGGGUAGGUGUUGGAGGUCACACCAUGCUGCCAAUCCGCUGGAUGCCCCCUGAAAGCAUCAUGUACAGGAAGUUCACCACAGAGAGCGACGUUUGGAGUCUAGGAGUGGUUCUCUGGGAGAUCUUCACGUAUGGAAAACAGCCUUGGUACCAGCUCUCCAAUAAUGAGGUAAUAGAGUGCAUAACCCAGGGCCGGGUGCUGCAGCGCCCGAGGACCUGUCCGAAAGAAGUAUACGACCUGAUGCUGGGCUGCUGGCAGAGAGAGCCGCACAUGAGACUCAACAUCAAAGAAAUCCACUGUCUGCUCCUCAAUCUGGCCAAAGCGUCACCUGUAUACCUGGAUAUACUGGGCUGAACACAGGCGGACCAUAGAGUGUGUUUGUGUGGGUCCAGGUGUGGAUGACUGCUGUAUCCUAGUGCGUCUGUGUAUCUGAGGUUGCAUGCGUAUGUGUGUGUGUGUGUGUGUGUGUGUGUGUGUGUGUGUGUGUGUGUGUGUGUGCGCGCGCGUCAAAGGGUGGAAGCGGUGACACUUUUGGAUUAAAUAAAGUGUGUUAAUUCUCUUGCAAGUUGUACAGUUAUAGCUGUACAGGAUGUGAAGCUGUUAUCAAACUCUUCAUCUCAAUCAAAACCUUCAACUCUUCAACUCUCCUCCUCCUCCCCUCCCUCCUUCCCGGAGAGACGUUCACUAGGAGUAAUUUAACCUUGUAUGGGGUGUGAAAUUUAUUUUCAAAUGCUUUGAAAUGAAUAGAUGAAAAUCUGAUUAACGGGACUUAACAUUUUAAUGACUCAUACCCCCCGCUGUCUGUCGGACAACAGGAAAUUUCAAGGAAACGCAGCUUUGGGAAGAAAUUCCGGAAGCUUCGAGACUUUUUGCGUGUAAAUAUGAAACUGAGACAUGCUGAGACAUUGCAGAGGACAUCGCUCGGUGCUUUGUCGAGCCGUAGAGACACUGUGUUUUCCCGGAUCUGGCUGUCUGGCUGUAUGUCCAUGAGUAACGGUAAUGUCAGCAUUCAUCCGACACGGCUGGAGGAAUUGACCACGCGGUGAUGAUUUACACACUGGUACAACAUACAGCAGACCGGCUGUAACGGGAGGAAUGACCGGGAGAGGCAAACACGAUCUGGUUUCACACCUUCGGAUGUGUUGUUGGCUAAUUUCACAAAAAAACAACAACAACAACAACGCAAUCACUCACAAUAGAGUGCCUACUGAAGCUGAGCUGAACUGCUGGUGAAAAAGGCCGAGGUAUUCUACUAUACUGUGUAGUUGUGAAUCCUUUAACUGUAUAAACUUGAUCUAUAAUAUCUCCUCAUGCAAAAGUCUGAGAUACAUGAUCUUAAGGACUUAUUCACUCAUAUUAGCUUUUCUGUUUCCAAUUACCUAUUUACUUUACUUGCUUGGUCAUACAGCACAGGGUAACAUGAUGACUCCUUUUUUUCCUUCCCACCCCCCUGAAGUGACAGAUGCUUCACUUGUGAUUUCAAGCGUUCAUGUCGGAGGUCAAUUGAUUCAUUUGUCCGCAGCUGUGCGAUAAUCGGGAGGUCGUGGUUGGGGGGGGGUGGGGGGGAGGGGGGGUUGUAAAAGUUGCUAUGGGAUGCUGGGUUUUGAGUGGUCGGAUCACGGUCAGAUGUGUUGGUGACGGCGCUGUUAAAGGUGUGGUUCAUCUGGUCAACCCAUAUUAAAUCAUCAAGGCUCUCAGCACUCAGACAUCCUUGAAAACCACAUCUGUGCUGGAGGCUUAUGGGAACACACACACACCAACACACAAACACUAUAUACCUUAUCCCGGCAUCCCUGCUAGACAAACACACGUUUGAAACACACACACAGACAAUGAAAGACACUCAAAACGGGACUAGAAGGAAAUUGAAUUGUGCAUGCUUUAUUAUUUGAGCGCUGCAGUGCUUUAGCAAGGCCCCGUCCACUGUAAUGGUGUAAUGUAUAUUUCAUUACAGCCUAAUGGGAUCCAUUAGCACAGUCUCCUCACAGACAUUCAAGACUUAUUGUUUUAUGGCUGAGAAGGAAGGAUAGAGAGGAGAGGAGAGAUGAAGGAGAAGACAACAGAGAAGGGGGGGGGGGGGUGAGGAGCAGUGGGAAGGAGAAAUAGGAGAGGUAAUAAUGCACAUUGAGAAACGAAUGGGGUAGAAAGGAGAAGCCGGUCGCAGUGAAAAAGGUCGGAAUGGGUCACGUGGAGAAAGAUGAAGGGAGAUGGAGGGAGAGGAGAUGGACGAGUGAGAAGGGAGGAAGGGGGAGAGGUUUGAAUGCCCUCAGGGAGGAAAGUUAAAGCAAACAUCUAUCAUUGCCGCGGCCCCCAGAUGUUCUGUGAAGCUAAAAUUUCAACCUCACGCUCCGAUCACAUUCAUACCUCCACCACGCGCACGCACACGCACACGCACACGCACACGCUACAGUUCACACAUUCUUACUGGCAAUCCACAAACAAGCUCAAUAAUGCACCGCACAUCCCCAUUAUUGAGAACCACUUCACUCACUUACAGAACAGCUCAGACGUGUGGUCCAACCCCUGCAGGCACUCAAGCGCUCACAGGCGAGCAGGGAAACACUUUUAUUGUUUGAUUUUUAAUUUUACUGGCACCUUUUUUCACUUUUUGCCGACACCGUGAGGAGUCACAAUCCCUGCAUUUAGCUGUAAAUACAUCAAUAUGAAUGAUACGUCUCAUUUGUUGUUUAUUAACAGCAGCACUUGAUGGUAUUGAUGUUUGUGAACUUGAAAAUGUUGAUUUGAUUGAUUUAUAGUAUUCUUUGUAAAUCAAGGAGAAUUUUCUAUAUUUCUUUCUAUAACUAAUUUUGCCUUUCGCAACAGCAAGCUGAUACUGAUCACUGGUCUAACUGAUGAUGUUUUAGCUAAUGUGUAAGACAUGUGUGUAUGGUUUCAUGUCGGGGUCCCUCCUGACAGCGUCCCCUCACGAAAAACCAAACUCUACAGCGGGGAUGGAUAAUAGUCUCACCAGUCGCCACGUCUGUAGACUGAGUUUGACACGUUGCACAGCCGUCCGUACCAGUCAGAGCGGGCCGGUCGAAGGCGCUCUAGUUGCCGACGCGGCCCCUCACAAUCCACCCCCACUGCGGCCGAGUGAAAAGACGCCCCACAGAGACGGAGGGCGGCGUGAGGCGGGGGCCUCACUGGCGGCCACUCGGCUGCACAGUGUUUGUAGCCUGCACACCUGCUUUUUCUAUUUUUUCUUAUUUGUUUUUUUUUUACAAACGGCGUCUAGCUGGGCGGCUGGGUUGUUUUGGACAGUUAGCCGAAAGGAUGGCGCUGGCAGAGGGGGGGGUUGUUUGGAUAACUAAGGAGGGGGCUCUCAUGGCACUGAUGCCUCGGAUCAAAAGUUAUUAGUUCAACAGAGAGAGGAUACGAGCAAAAAAUGGGAGGAAAAACAACCCGUGCUGUACGAAUGGAAAAGGAGGCACUGACAAUCACAGACUUCUCUUUCUCCCUGCAAGUGACCUACGGUGAAGUAGACUUCUCAGCCAACUUUCCUCCUCGAUGCUGCCUAUGCUGUACGUGAUAGUCCUAAACGUUGGUCGCUAGAAAAGCUACUUUUUCUUUUCUUUUUUGUAUAACAAAAUAACAGCGAGAGGAAUGAACAAAAAUACUUGUACAAAAUGUGAAUACGCUGCUGAAAGAAAUGAGGAUUGCUAACUGCUUUGUCCGAGACUGUGUCAGUAUCUAGAUUGUACUGUUGUCUGCUUUUGUCUUAGAAAUGAGGACAGAGAAAUUUCAUAGCUGCGUGGGAUCGCACAAAUACACAACCACAACAUGCAGGAGUGCAGAGUGUGGAUGCUUUGUCUCCCAGUGGUGUGUGUGUGUGUGUGUGUGUGUGUGUGUGUGUGUGUGUGUGUGUGUGCGUUUGUAGAGAAGAUGCCAGAGUGAGUCAGUAGGGAUCCGUAGGCCGGGUUCAGACUCCAGACAAAUCCUAGUACAAAUGCAAAAAAAGAUUAAACUGAGUCUUUGUUGUUACUGUUCACCAAUUUGUGAUAAGUGACUUUAAACGGUCGUCAAUAGCUUUGGUGUUAUGGCAGCUGAUAUCCAUGGGAUCACUCAAUUCCUUUUGUAUGACUCAAAAAAUCCUCCACACUGCUCUCUGAAGUUCGGGCUUCACGGUAUUUCCGGAAUACCAAUGGAUCCGUUAUCAUAACUAUCGCCUCACUACCACAGAAAUACCGCUCUGACUUUGGGCUAAACCAUGUGACUCAGCGAACAUAUUCCUUAUGUAUACACGUCCCAACUUUGAGCGUGUUGUGAUCCAUAUCACAGUUAAUACCCCCCCGCCCCCCACACCUCACAAUCAGAGCUAUUAGAGCUGAAAUAUCUUAAAGGUCAUCUGUGAGAUUGCCCGUGUGCUCGGAUGCUUCUGGAGCCCCUACGCCCUGAAGAAUGUAAUACCACAAAAAACUGCUCAACUGCUGCAAAAAAAAGAAAAUUUAAACUGUGAUUUGCUUCAUGCAGUAUCUGUUUUUCAGUAUUUGGGUUUUGUCUGCUAUUUGUUUCUGUGUUUAGAGGGUUUUGAAGCUGCCGCCGUGGUAGGAGAAAAGGAAGUAGAGGAUUUUAGUGGAUGUUUGGCUUAUAGUAGGUCAGAGGACGAAACCCUGUAAUUUUUCUGUAUGAAGAGAUGUUGAAAUGUUAUUUCUAUGCCUACAACUGCUUCUCAAAGUGAAAGAAACAUCUGUACUGCAGAGCACACAAGAUAAUUAACAGCUGGUCUGAUUCAGCUAAUGUCUGAUUUUGCAAGAUGGUUGUUGUUCAGUAAAGCGACAUUUUUGACACCACUCAUUUGUGCUCUGCGGGGAACACACACACACACACACACACACACACAAUCAUACACCAGAGGGAACUUGUACAGUCAUACAGUUUUGCCUGGUGGAAAUGAUCACGGUGAAUCAUGAUGGUAAUGAUGACAAUGAUGAUGAUUUUUCCCUGAACGUGGACCAGUCUGUCGUGAUACAAUGUCAUUAAUAAAAAGUGUUAUGUCACACCAAA
This is a messenger RNA of Gasterosteus aculeatus aculeatus (three-spined stickleback), 7340 nucleotides long. NCBI's taxonomy places the organism in Eukaryota, Metazoa, Chordata, Actinopteri, Perciformes, Gasterosteidae. The record is from RefSeq and is a predicted model, not a curated record.